UUAAAUGUUCUUAUAUGUGUAGAAAAUGUUUUAAAUUCGUCCAAACCUAACAGGUAUAUUAUAUUUCAAUCAUCGAUAAACAAAAUUAUUUGAAGGGAUUCACCUAUACGCUUUGUAAGGACAGCAUUGUGGUUACGACAAUUUGAACAAUGACAACUUCCGCAAAUUAAAAUACAUAAAUAUAAUUGACAUAAUUUGGCGUAAACACAUUAAUGGAGAACAUUUCGUUUCGGAUUUUAAGGAUUUGUAUAUUUGUGUGCUCAACAGAACUUCAAAAUGUUCAGCUAUUAUCAGGACCAGAACCAUGUCCAGAUAUUGCCCACAGUACAACCAUCGCGGAUAUGUGCACCACUGAUUUUGCUAGUGAAGAUUCGAAAAACGGAGGCACAACAACAGACAGUGUUGCGUUACGUGUCAUGACCAAACAAGAUGGAUGUACAUGUGAACUUAGUUUACAAAAUCAAUAUAAGAUGCACACUGUUUACAUGAGAAAGUAUGAUUUACUGACAAGUGCAGCUCCAGAACAGGAGGCAUGUGGACUUGCCAUUGACAUAGACUAUACCAGUCCAAAAACUAUUCCAGAGAAUAAGGCUUCAAUUGAAUGUACAAAAGGAACAAAUACACGCUCUGUUUCACUUCCACAAAAAGGAGUUAUAUAUCUGAGAUCUAGAACUAUUGGUGGUAAUUUCGUCAGAGGAUACUGCAUACAAAUAUAUCGACAUCAUAUAACUGGCGGAAACGUAGGCAUACAAAUUAACUGCAGUCAUCCUAAUAAGCAAACAACGCAACAGGACAAGAAUAAUUCAAAUACAGAUUCAACCCUGUAUAUUGCCAUCGGUGUAGGAUCUGUUGUUGUGGUGAUCGCUUUGUUUGUAGUAGUAGCUAUUAUAAUUAUCAGGCGAAAAGUUAAUACAAAUAAGGAUAAUACCGAAGUUCAACCUGAUACAGAUUGCACUGAUUAUGAUUCAGACGGAUUGAAAUAUAAUACUCUAUACAAUGCAUCUGAACAACAAGACAUCAUGGAAGGGGAUUAUCAUACUGUUGACUUAGAAAGGAAACAAAAUAGAACUGGGAUACAAACCUUUGGUGGCGACUACAGUGCAGUUGACGGAAACUAUAGCUCCAUUGAUAUAGUUAACAUGCCUGUGAAGGAUGGUUCAAAAACCAACAAUAAAAUUAAGUCAACAUCCACCACAACAGAUAGAUCAGAAACACAACGAACUGAAGAAGAGACGAGUAAUAAUUUAAAACAUGUGACUCCAAUGGCUAAUAGUAAUGUAGAGUAUGCCGUUGUAGACAAUAGAGGAACAAGUGAUAAAAAAGUAAAACACGUUACUGCUCCAAACGAUAGCAAUGUAGAGUAUGCUGUUAUUGAUAAAAAAAUACAAAUCUAAUAAAACUUAAUAUAAGUUUAUAAAGUAUAUAUAAUAAAACUGUAUUUCGGUAUCUU
This is a messenger RNA of Mytilus californianus (California mussel), 1450 nucleotides long. RefSeq lists its product as uncharacterized. Bases 213 to 1394 code for a protein of 393 amino acids. The transcript is spliced from 6 exons. NCBI's taxonomy places the organism in Eukaryota, Metazoa, Mollusca, Bivalvia, Mytilida, Mytilidae. The record is from RefSeq and is a predicted model, not a curated record.